Molecule: messenger RNA, 6342 nt
Organism: Paramecium tetraurelia
Lineage: Eukaryota; Ciliophora; Oligohymenophorea; Peniculida; Parameciidae
Exons: 7
Biological process (GO): calcium ion import across plasma membrane
Cellular component (GO): voltage-gated calcium channel complex; membrane
Molecular function (GO): high voltage-gated calcium channel activity
Source: RefSeq, a predicted model, not a curated record
AUGCAAAAAAUUAAAGACAGGAUAGUUUCUGAAAAAAAAGUUAGAACGACUAAGAAGCAUUUCUCAAUCUCAAAAGAAAUCGCUAAUAGAAAAGCGAACAUUCAAAACUAAAUUUCAGAUGAUAGCAAAAAUCGAAUGUUGGGAAGCAAACAUUCAGUUUCAUCUAAUAAAAGCAAAUAAAAAGUGAAUGUCUCCAUGAAUAAGGGUUUAUCUCGAAGCUCUUCUUCCUUCUCAAGUGAUUCAGAAAAUGACAAAAGAUCAUUUAAUUAAUCUAUAAUUUUGAAGGAUAAUUUGGGAAGUUUUCAAUAGGGACGCUCAUCUUUUUUUUAAGUAUAAGAUAAACUUAUCAUACCCAAUAUGUCCUUUGAAUAAGAUUUGAUUAAUCCCUUAGAUAUGUCGGAUGGGAUGGAAAGAUCAGUUUUAAAAAUUUAAUUUCUAGAUUUUGAACAUUAAUGGGGACUAAAAUAGGACAUUAGUUUACAAAAACAAUGUAUCGGAGAUAAAUAGCUUAUUUCACAAAACAGUGAAGUUUUAUCAUCCCAUAAAUCAUUAAAAAGAUCACGCGCAAGUUAAAGAAAUAUGUUUCAAUCAAAGUUAUUAAUCAAUUAAACUAAAAAAAAUUAAUAAAAUCUUUCCGAUAGCGAAGAUGAAGAUUACAUUGACCAUUAAUAGGAAGACAGCAAAAUCAAAAGAAAAUAUAAGAAACUAUAUGAAAGAAAUCCCUUCGAAGAUCCUUACUAUGUGAAACUAAUAGAUUUACACGGAUUUGAAAGGCUGCAUUAUGAACUUGAUGCUUAUCAUGACGAUUAAUAAUUUUUAAAAUUAAGAAAACGACUCGUAUUUUACUCAUUAUUUAUCCCCAUUUUAUGUAAGAAAAUAGUGUAAAGUGUCUUUUUUAAAAUUUGUAUGUCCUUUUUGAUUCUAUUUAAUGUUACUUUAUACAUUUACUCGUAGACAAAGUAAGACUCAUUAGCCACAAAAGAUAUGGAGAAGGGAAUCAUGAUUUGUUUUUUAAUAGAAUUGUGUCUUAGGGUAAUUGCAUCAGGAAUUAUAAUACCAAAAAGAGCCUUCUUUAGAAAUUUUUAGGACAUUAUGGAUUGUAUUUUGGUCAUCAUAUAUGUGUUAAAUUUAACAUAUCCAGAUACAUUUAAAGUUGAUGUGUCACCGCUUAGAGUGAUCACAUUGUUACUCUAUUUGGGAGACAUUUUUGCUGGAUUAGGUGUAAUGUUAAAGGCUUUAAAGUAAUCCUUCAGAUUUUUACUGGAAGCUUUAAUGAUUGUCGGUCUUUUUUCAGUGUUCUUUGCAAUUUGUGGAGUCUUUUUGUUCUAAGGCUUAUUUAACUAUAGAUGCCAAUAUGAUAAUGGUGAUGAAACAGACGGGUGGAUUUAAUGUAAUCAGAACUCAUGUUUUGAGGAUGGAAUGUCAUGUUAAUAUUCUUCAUUCACUCCUAAACUACCCACUUCGUUUAAUACUGUAAUUUAUUCUUAUGGCUAAGUCUUAAGGACUAUUACAAUGGAUGAUUGGAGUUGGGUUAUGUUUUUUACUAUGAGAAUAUAUCACCCUUGGACUUGGCUUUAUUAUUUAUUAAUUAUUUUUGUCUGUGGUUUUUUUGGGUUUAAUUUGGUGAUAGCAGUUAUUAAGAUUCAUUAUGCUGAGGCGACUGAGGAGAAUGCUUAAGAGGAGGAGAGGAGGAAAAUUGAAUAAAAGAUCAAGGAAAACAGAGAAAUACCUGAAAGAGAUAUUGUAAAUGUCUUUGAUGUUGCAUUCUUACGUUAUAGGAAUUUCUUUCAAGUGAUAAAGAAGUACAGAUAGGCUUUGCGAAAUACAUAUCGUAAUUUCCCAUUGGAAGAAAUGACCAUUGAUUAGGGGGAGAACAAAUAAACAAGAAUUUUGUCUGCAAAAUAAAAGAAAAACGAAGAGUAGAUUGAGGAUAUCAAUUGGAUAAAAAGAAUUUGGAUUUAUUUAUAGAAUUUGACAAUCAAGAAUUUAUUGUUACCAAAGUUUUUGAUUUUAUAGGAGAAAUAGAAAAGAAUUCGUAUAAAAAAGUAUACGGAAGAUGAAAUUGAGUUGUAAAUUUUAGAAAGGCUAAAAUCCUUUUCAUUUUCCCAAAUGCAAUCUUGUCUUAAUAAAUAAAUAUAAUAAACAUUUUCAAGCGAAGGAGAUGUUUUACCUACUUUGAAUUUACCUGAUUGUGAGAAGAAAGAAAUAGAAAAAGAAAUCCUCAACAUGAGAUAUGUUAAAAUUCCAAUAAUGUAUCCAGAUAUCAAGCAAACUAAAAUUCAACAAAUUUUCAAAGACCAUAAGCAAACUUCUUAGUUCCCUGUUAAUAAAGUGAAACGAAUCAUACUCAAUGUUACAGAGAAUAAUGAAAAUGAAACUAACAAUUCAAUAGAGCAACGUCAUAUAACUCAAAAGAUGACUAUGAAGUAUUCUUCCAAGCAAAAAGCCACCUAAAAUGAUUAACAAGUUCCAUUUUUCAUAAAAAGGCAGGAUCAAUACUUUGUUUAUAUAUAGGGAUAUUAUCUAAAUUAUGAUGGAGUUUGUUAGAAGAUAAAAGCAAAAAUAUAGAAAAAUAGAAUUGAUCAAUCAUCAAAUGAAUUUUAAUAUAGAUUGUUGAGAAAAAAGGAUUUUCAGUAGACUCUAAUUAGUAAGAAAACAUGGUCUGGGAAUGAUGUAUUGAAGUUGAAUGAAAAGAGAUUAUUUAAUUUUAGAGAUGUGCUUAAGAGAUUAAAUGUAAUUGAUAUCUAGAUUUGGAUGUUGGGUUUGUAUGGAAAGAUUGAUACAAUAAAGAAGUAUUCAUAUCUACUCAUUACAUCUCAAGUUUGCCAAUUGUUUUUUGAUUUCGUAAUAUUGAUCAAUUUUACAUUUCUCUCUUUGUAAGGAAUAGCAGAUUCAGUUACAAUAUCAAAUGAGGAGGACGUGUCAACUAUAUUUUUAUGUAUUGAGUUGAUUCUGAGAUUUAUUGCGUUUUCCUGGAAAGAUAUUGCAAAUAGUCCAGAUUAAGUACUUUAAUCUUGCAUAGUCAUCUUAAAUUUCAUAGAAUUAACAAUGAGUUCAUUAAUGACUAGUUUAAGUGAAUAAAACUUGCGUUUGAUUAGAGGAACAAAAUGCUUACUAUUCUACAGAGUGUUAAAAUAUAAUAAGAUGGCAGUAGCUAUUGGUCAUAUAGCUUAAAAAACAUUCAAAUAAUACAUCUACUUAACAUUUCUGAUGUUUCUAGUUAUAUUUAUUUAUGCAAUGAUUGGAAUGGAGAUGUAUGCAGGUGUGUUUGAUUAAACGGAUGCUCUAGGUCAAUUGCAUUCAUACGAUAAUAUUUUAAAAGCAUUUAUGACUAUAUUCAAUAUUAUGACCAAUGAUGACUGGUAUGGCGUAUAUGUGAUGGGAGGAAAUAUCAAUUAUGUGUUUGCUGUAAUCUACUCGUAUUCCAUGGUUAUAGUAUUGAAUUACAUUACAUAUGGAUUAGUAUUGGCUAUAUUAUUGGAUGGAUUUGGAGCCAUUAAUAAAGAAAUGAAUGAAUAGGAAGAAUCUGUAGAAAAGGACAAUGAGGAUAAGAAUAAUGAAUAGCCAGAAGAUCAAAAUUCACAAAUUACUGAAGAAUAGGAAAUGUAGGAAUUUCAGUUAAAUUUGUAACCCUUGAUUUCCUAAGCGAAUUUGAUUGAUAGUCAACCAAAGAAAACAAAGUAGACACCAAUUACAAAUUUGAUGAAGUCAAUAAUGCAUAAGGAUAUUUUAAAUUAAUAUCCCUAAUUGUAUGAAGGUAUUUAAUGUUAGUAAUCAUUAUAUAUAUUCUCCAAAGAGAAUUAUAUGAGAAUAUUCUGUUGUCAAAUAGUCACAUCUUAAUUUUUUAAUUACUUUAUGGACAUAGUAUUGUACUUCUCCACAAUUGUAUUUGCCUUGAAGACCUACAAUGAUUACGAAGAGAAUUCAGAAUACUACCCCGAGGUUUUGCAAUUUGUGGCUAACAUCGUUUUCCUCUUUGAAGUAGUCAUUGGUAGCAUAGCAAAAGGGAUGUGGAUGAAUAAAGGAUCGUAUAUUACAUACACAUGGUAGAUAAUUGAUGUAAUCUACAUUAUAUCAUUCUGCUUUCACUUUUUAUCUAAUGAUGAAAAGAAGCCUAUUGUCAAAUUCUUAUUGUAUUUUGGUUACUUUAGAGUGAUGAAACUAAUGUAUAGAUUGUCAUGGUUAGAUAAAUUGAGAUUGGCAUUAGGAAGAUCAUUAGCUGAUAUUUGGAAUGUUUUGAUAACAAUGCUUUCAGUUUGGAUAAUAUUUGGAGUGUAUGGAAUUAUAUUGUAUGAACAGUAAUUUGGAUAUUGUGAUGAUAAAGUGCAAUUCAAUGUGAACAAGAAUGAUUGUUUAGAAUAGAAUAGAACUUGGAUUAAUUACAAGCAUAAUUUCGAUAAUAUUACAAUUGCUAUUCCAACACUUUUUGUGGUUUCAACCUUUGAUGGAUGGGGUGAAAUCUUAUAAAUUGCAGAGAACAGUUAGAGUUCUGACAUUGGGCCAGUUGCAUUUAAUAGUUAUAUCCCCACAUACUUCUUUUUCUUGGUGUUUUGUUUCAUAGGAUCAAUGUUCUUCCUGAGUUUAUUCACAGGUGUGUUGUAUUCGAAUUUGAAAGACAAUCAGAGUAAAAUUGAAAGAUCGGACAUCACUAAAGCUCAGGUUGAAUUCAUGGAGAUUUCAUAAAUCAUUAUUAAGGAUUUCCCCAUUUAUUCCUCCCCUCCUACUUCAACGAUAAGAAGAUUUGCAUCUGAUCUAACCAAUAAUUCUACAUGUCAAAAGAUAAUGUUUUGUCUUCUGCUGAUAGAUUUAUUUGUCCUAUUAUUAUUUUAUUCAGAAAUGGACGAAGACUUUUUCAAUGCUCUUAAUAAUACUCAUAAUACGUUGAUGUACUUGUACAUAAUGUGGAACAUACUCCUCUUUUUGGCUCUAGGAGUCAAUCGUUAUUUUGAUAAUCAUUGGAGAAGAUUCUACUUCUUCUUAAUCACUAUUGCAAUUAUUGAUAUUAUUGCAGAUUACCAAGCAGAUUGGGCAUUAGUAUACUUCAAAUCCACUCCAGCUGAUGAUGGAUAUCAGUUUUUGCGAUUGUUCUUUGCUCUUCGAUGUUUAAGAAUUAUCUUGAUAUUCCAGGGCUUAAUCAAUCUGUAGAGACUAAUGAGAGUGAUGGUCUUUGCUAUGCCAUUCUUAGGUAAAAUAUUUGCUAUACUCAUCAUUACCAUGUUCAUUUUCGCUCUUUUUGGUUGUCAAAUGUAUGGGCAUCUUGAAAAGGGCCAAGUGAUGGAUGAUCAAAUCAAUUUCCAGAAUGUUGCAUAAGCUAUGUUGGCUCUAUUCAAAUGCGCAUCAGGUGAUGAUUGGAGAACCAUUAUGACAGACACUAUGUUUUAUAAUCCUUUUUGCGUAGAAGAUGACCAAUAUUGUGGAAGCAUCUAUAACCAAAUCUACUUCUUCUUGUUUAUGUUACUGUCUAAUUACGUUCUCUUGAAUUUAUUUGUCCUCGGCUUGGUGGAACAAUUCGAACAGUUCUUUAUGUUACAAAACUCUAUGAUCCAGACUUACGUGGAAAAUGUUGACAAGAUCAAGACUAUUUGGUGCAAAUAUUCAUCGGAGACUCAAGGGUAAGCCAUGCAUUACAAAUUUCUUUGUCGCUUCCUUUUAGAUAUAGGCAAACCAUUGGGAGGCGGAAUUGAUGAAAAUCUUUGGGAUGUUGGCAAAUUGGCAUCGUCCUUCAAAAUCUAAUGUGAUCAUUAUGGAUACAUUCAAUACAAUUAACUAAUGUAUGAACUAUUUCGAGUUUGCUAUCAUGAGGAGGUAUUUAAGAAUGGGCCUCACUCUUCGAUUAAAAAAAUCAAGCAGUUCAAUAAAGAAAUGUAGUUGAGAUUGAUGUAUUACAGAAGGAAUCGGUUCUUGUAAAGAAGCAAUAUUUCUCCUAUUUUACACCUCAAGGCAAACUUCAACAUUUUACAUGACUAUUUAACUGUUCUCAUUCUUUAUAAGGCUUGGGAAGCCUACUCUAAAAAGCUUAUUAAGAAAGUCUGUGUCAAGCAGUAGCAUUUCACAGAUGCAGAUCUCGAUGAAAAAGAUUCAUCGGAAGAUUAAAAAGCUAACAACAACAAUUAUUUAGAUUAAGAUUGCAACGAAUUUCUGGAUGAGGAAAUUGAUCAAUAAAUUGUUUCCAAUGACAAUCCUAAAUAAGAAAUUAAAAAGCAUCAAAUAACCGAUUGUUCGGAAGAUUUAGAAUCUGAUAAUAUUCCAACCUACAGGUGGUAGGGAGAUCAAUAGUUUGAUCAAGUUUUCGAGAGUGCUAUCAUAUCCCCAAAUCAGUCUUAUAGAAAAAUGAAUUUAUGA